This is a messenger RNA of Puma concolor (puma), 718 nucleotides long. RefSeq names its product MOB family member 4, phocein (gene MOB4). NCBI's taxonomy places the organism in Eukaryota, Metazoa, Chordata, Mammalia, Carnivora, Felidae. The record is from RefSeq and is a predicted model, not a curated record.
AUCCGGGUACCGACUCCAGCCGCCUAGACUUUGGCACUAUGGUCAUGGCGGAGGGGACGGCAGUGCUGAGGCGGAACAGGCCGGGCACCAAGGCGCAGGAUUUCUAUAAUUGGCCUGAUGAAUCCUUUGAUGAAAUGGACAGUACACUAGCUGUUCAGCAGUAUAUUCAGCAGAACAUAAGAGCAGAUUGUUCCAAUAUUGACAAAAUUCUUGAACCACCUGAAGGCCAAGAUGAAGGUGUAUGGAAAUAUGAACAUUUAAGGCAAUUCUGUCUUGAACUAAAUGGACUUGCUGUCAAACUUCAGAGUGAGUGCCAUCCAGAUACAUGUACUCAGAUGACUGCAACUGAACAAUGGAUUUUUCUUUGUGCAGCUCAUAAGACUCCAAAAGAGUGUCCUGCAAUAGACUAUACUAGACACACACUUGAUGGUGCUGCAUGUCUUCUGAAUAGCAAUAAAUAUUUUCCCAGCAGGGUUAGCAUAAAGGAAUCAUCUGUAGCAAAACUAGGAUCAGUAUGCCGUAGGAUUUACAGAAUAUUUUCACAUGCUUAUUUUCAUCAUCGGCAGAUAUUUGAUGAAUAUGAAAAUGAAACAUUUUUGUGUCACCGGUUUACUAAAUUUGUGAUGAAAUAUAAUUUGAUGUCCAAGGAUAACCUGAUCGUACCAAUUUUAGAAGAGGAAGUUCAGAAUUCAGUUUCUGGGGAAAGUGAAGCAUGAAG